Zychaea mexicana is the source of this 1486-nucleotide messenger RNA. Its product is annotated as RNA polymerase I associated factor, A49-like protein. The record is from RefSeq and is a predicted model, not a curated record. NCBI's taxonomy places the organism in Eukaryota, Fungi, Mucoromycota, Mucoromycetes, Mucorales, Lichtheimiaceae. Gene Ontology annotation, cellular component: RNA polymerase I complex. Gene Ontology annotation, biological process: transcription elongation by RNA polymerase I; nucleolar large rRNA transcription by RNA polymerase I; RNA polymerase I preinitiation complex assembly. Gene Ontology annotation, molecular function: DNA binding. The transcript is spliced from 4 exons. The annotation marks the transcript as partial.
GGCGGGUUGGGGGGGAGAAGAAGACUCUUUGUAGAAAGUGCAUACUGCGCUCACAUGGAUUUAAAACUAACAAUAAUCAUCCUUUUACCACCAUAAUUCUAGCAGUUCAGUAGUUGUUAAUACAAUUGUUUGAUAACAGAUCCAUUUGGUGUGUGUGUCUCUGCUGAGUUCACCACCCGCCUUGUGACUAGAAAUGGAAAGGCGACAUCCGGCUUCAAAGUUGUUAUACAAAGCCGAAAAAAUUUUUGGGUGCUUGGACUUUACUUAACUCCCAGAAAAAAAAAAGAGCAUGGGCAAAAGAAAGCAUUCGGAAACUACCACGUCCGAGGGCAAAUCGUCCAAAUCGUCGCGCAAUGUCAAGAUCGCCGUGGAAAUGCCUCCGGAGGGCGCUGAUUCGCCUUACUUGGCUGCAUUCCCCGGUACGAAACCUCCAACCACUACACCAUUCACGUCCUAUCGAUCCAGAGACAAGAGCAGUGACAAGAAACGAGUUGUUGUUGGUGAGACGGACAAGGUGACAUUCACCGGCAAAAACCAUGGUGAGGAUGCACCAGAAAGCUAUUGCCAAUACCUGGUAGGCGUGUAUUCCAAGAGCAAAAACACAGUAACGUUGACACCAGCACCUGUUUUGCGGAUGCACCGAUCCGUGAAAACGCUUGCACUAUCCGACAACACGAUCCGCAACAAACAAACCGCGUUCAACGAAGCCAAAACGUCACUGGGUCUUGCGUUUGGCACAGCCAAAGCCAAAAAACAACUCAAGGACGACGAACGCAACGCGGUGCGCGGUGAACAAGUCCAAGAUGCCUUGCACGAUAUGCAUCGCGAGAUUGGCGAGAGCAGCACGGGCCCGACGCAGGCAGAAAUCAAACAGGCCAUGCAAGCCGAAUUGCCGAUUCCAGCACACAAUAUGGAUGCCGCGUCGCCGCAAGAAUGCUAUGCUAUCUCGAGCAUUGUGACCGAAGAAGAAUUGUUGGCCAUGCCUGUCAAGGAAUUGAUCACGGCCAAGCCGCAACAGCCCAAGGAUUUGAACCAGUUCUUGCCAUUCGGUUAUUCCAAGUUUGUCAAUGAACGUAUCUUGCACACGUUGAAAGCGUCGGGAAAAGUCGAUCGUCCGCGUCUGCGUGUCCUCAUGUAUAUCUCGUACUUGAUGGCUUACUUGAAUCGAAUCAAGCCGUUUGAUUUGAAGAAUCGUCGCAAGGUUGAAACGGUCAUGAAGAAUCCGCCCAACGUUAUCUUGGAUCAGUUAGCCGAUCGUUACACUACAAAUGAUGUACGCACACCGUUCAUGCAAGACAAGAUCUUGUGCUAUAUGAUGGUACUUUGUUUGAGCGUCGCAGACUAUCAAUUGAACCCUGACCUUUUGGCCAGCGAUCUGUCAUUAAAGCCACUAAAGUAAGUCAACCCCGCGUAAGAUUUUGGAGGAGCAGUGGGUUCCUAAGCAGCAGUAUUUUUACCCUUAGAAUUUCGACUGUGUUACGGAACC